AUGGACACAGUUCAGGGCCCCUGCCUGCCCUGGGACGUGGAGCUCACAGCCACUGAGAAGGCCAUACCCCGGGAGCCCUGUGAGCGGCCCUCAGCCCUGCCUCCAGAAGAGGCUGAGCACUGCAGCUUCGGGGCGGGCUCGCUGUCCAGGCGGCGGCGCCCGCUGGCCCUGCGGGAGGACGGGCCCCGCCGGCGCGCGCACCUGCACAUCGGCCUGCCGCACGACUUCCCCCCCGUGUCCUCCAUCAUCGACGUGGACAUCGUCCCCGAGACGCACCGCCGCGUGAGGCUGUACCGGCACGGCUGCCAGAAGCCGCUGGGCUUCUACAUUCGCGACGGCACGAGCGUGCGCGUGGCCCCGCAGGGGCUGGAGAAGGUGCCCGGCGUCUUCAUCUCCCGCAUGGUGCCUGGCGGCCUCGCCGAGAGCACCGGGCUGCUGGCCGUGGACGACGAGGUCCUGGAGGUGAACGGCAUCGAGGUGGCCGGGAAGACCCUGGACCAGGUCACGGACAUGAUGAUCGCCAACAGCCACAACCUCAUCGUGACGGUCAAGCCCGCCAACCAGAGGAACAACGUGGUGCGGGGCAGCCGCGCCUCAGGCAGCUCCGGCCGCUGCUCGGACAGCACGGCCAGCCGCCACAGCCUGCCCGCGGCCCACGUCCUGCAGAGCUUGCCCCCGGACGAGACGGAGAGCGACGAGGAGGCCGACGUGGUCCUCGAGGGCGUGCUGGAGCCUCGGCUGGCGCCCAGGCCGCCUCCAGGCAGCCUCACGCGCAUCAACGGCGCGGGCCUGGCGCCCGGCCUGCACAGCCCCGGGCGAGAGGCCAGCGUCCAGAGGCUUCUCAGCUCGCUCCGCUCUGACCCCCGCCACAGCCUGGCCCUGCCCCCGGGAGGGGUGGAGGAGCACGGGCCGGCGGUCACCCUGUAGGGCCAGGCACCAGACAGCUCAGUUUACCAAGGAGAGAUACUUCUAAAAUUUUAUUCCAAUUUUAAAAUAAGAAAAAAUUGUAUACUUCAUUCCUCCUAUUUGUUGUUUUUACUUAUCCCUCCUUUUUCAUCCAUAACCCUAUUCUUUCAACUCAUGAAUAGAAAAAAAAAAACAAAAAACUAUUUUUAUAGUUUCUCUGUAGAACAUAAAAUACACACACAUGCACAGUCUAUACUAGCCCAGGUAUAGGGUCCAGCACCUUUGUGAAGUGGUAGAAAUGACCUAAAUGCAGAAAAUAUUUCAUUUUUAAGUUUUAAAAACAUACUUUUUAAAAUGAAGCCUUUAAAUUACUUUUGUAUUGGGUUGGCCAAAAAUCUCAUUCGGGUUUUUCUGUAAGAUUCUCUGGGAAAGCCUGAAGAAAGUUUUUGGCCAACCCAGUAAAUAGUUGUCACUGUGCUUUCCUGCAGACUUGCACUGAUCCUGCUGAUUGGCCAGAAGGCUGUGAAGGCAGAAUGUGGCAAGAAGGCAGAGAUUGGAAUUUAAAAGCAAGUGCACACAAACCUGUACUAAGCAUGACUGCAGAGGAUUAAUUUCAGAAUUUCACAGUUUGUAGUCCUGUCUCAAAUAGCCACCUCACAGGGAAGAGAGAACCCAUGUGAAGUGGUCAUGGUGGUUGUGGUGGCGGACUCACCCUGUGGGCAACUUUGUGAGGCCUUUGAAGGUGAAUUUAACUUUGGAAGAGAGUGGGAGGUGCAGCUCACCAUCUGUGAUCAAAAGCCAUUACCUACUCUGAGAUAAACACCAGUCAGUUCCUGGGACUGUGACUCUGAGGGUGGUUAUGACGUGUUUCCAUGAGGAAUGGUGGCCAAGGCAGCCACACGUCACUCGGGCUUCUGAGAGGUCUCAGCCAUUCAGAUGUGUGUGUUCUGCAUCUUUGCUUUUAAAUAACAAGUCACAUGAAAUGUAAAGAUUUUUAACACAGAGUAAAUUCAUUAUCACUUCCCUUUGAUAUUCUACCAAUAUUUACAUAUUUAGUCAUCUUAAAGUUUAUUCAUGUUUCAUCCAAAUUUUAUAUGAAGUGUAU
Dama dama (fallow deer) is the source of this 2011-nucleotide messenger RNA. Its product is annotated as partitioning defective 6 homolog gamma-like. The coding region runs from base 1 to 927 and encodes 308 amino acids. The transcript has 2 exons. Lineage: Eukaryota; Metazoa; Chordata; Mammalia; Artiodactyla; Cervidae. Gene Ontology annotation, cellular component: apical plasma membrane; nucleus; cell cortex. The record is from RefSeq and is a predicted model, not a curated record. Gene Ontology annotation, biological process: establishment or maintenance of cell polarity; regulation of cellular localization; centrosome cycle. Gene Ontology annotation, molecular function: protein kinase C binding.